CUCUAUCAACAUCAACAUCACCAGUAUCACCUUCACCUCCACUUCUCUCACCAUCAUCAUCACCAUCCUUUUCUUCUUCCUUCAACACAACAGGUAAAUAAAGUACCCGUGAAAUUUUAAAUUUAACGCUACUUGAGUAGCUUAAUCAUAAAACAAGUUAAUCAGUGAAGUAUAAUCAUCAUCAUUAACAUCCUUAUUAUUUUACUGCUACCGAUAAAACACCUGUUACAAAGAGAAAUGCCGUGGGUUUCGCAUGUCAUCCUCGCGGCUGUCGCUGCUACUCUUGCUACAGUAAUUCUUCAUACUGAACAGGUAAUUGCCAGACAUCAUCGCACGGGUAAUCCUCAUAAGCCUGAAGGUGACAUAUCACUUUGGAUUGAUCGACAGCAAAUUAAAAUGUUUAGCGGAUUGGAGAUGGAAAUCUAUGCAAUAACUGAAGGCAGAGUGCUGUCAUAUUUGCUGGACCCAGAAUUAGAGAAUAAAUUACCGAUAAUUCCCAGUGAAGUGUCUUAUGUUAAUUUUACAUGGAAGUCUGGAGUUAAAAAAUAUUAUUACAAUUUUUAUCGUCUGUCUUCACUUGACGAGUCGAUAUUAAAAACACCAUCGAUCACCAUAAAAACAAAAGGUCGUGUGCCUAAAAGACCUAAAGAAUUCAGCAUUUUAUUGACCUGCUCUGGCAAUAGCUCAGGAGUAGUACAAUUUAGCAUUGGACUGAUCAUUGAGACGCGCAAGGGUAAACCGCUAAAUGGGACUCCCCUACGUCUCAACUUGAGAAAAGAAUGCGCCGUGCGCGGUGAGUGCGUCAGUCGCGCCCAAGAUCACCACUUCUCCACUCACACAUACAAACCAAAUCCAGGACCAUGUCCUGAUGGUUACAUGGGUCCACCGCACUGCAAAAAAGCCCUUUGCUACCCAGUUUGUAUGAACGGCGGUAAUUGUACUGCACCAGGAGUAUGCUCAUGUCCUCCUGGUUUCCAAGGACCUUAUUGCGAAGGCGGAAUUUGCACAGAAAAAUGUUUGAAUGGCGGUAAAUGUAUUCAAAAAGAUACUUGUGAAUGCCCAAAAGGAUAUUUUGGUUUACACUGCGAAUUUUCAAAAUGUGUAAUACCAUGUCUAAAUGGCGGCAAAUGUAAAGGAAAUAAUAUCUGUAGAUGUCCAAAUGGUUUCAAAGGUGAUCACUGUGAAAUAGGCCGAAGAUCGCCCCAGAGAUCAGCGUGCACACGAGCAUGUAGAAAUGGAACUUGUCAACCUGACAACACGUGUCUGUGCGAUGCCGGAUGGUUUGGUAAAUUGUGUAAUAAAAAUAAACCAUGGGCUUAGCACUCAAACUCUAUAAUGUUUUACUUUUAAGUGUAUAGUUAUAAUAGUAAUAACUCUCUCAUCCAGUAUUUUAUAUUUUUGUACCAUCAGAUGGAUAAAUAGGAGUAUGAGUAAUAACUUAAAUUGUCAUCAUCGUUAUUACCAGUAAAAAUUAUCAGUUUGAUUUUAACUACGAUAAAACUCAUUACAAUUAUAACUAUUAUUAUUUUUAAUUGUAAUUUUAAUUUUUUUGUGAUGUUAUCCUGAUUCAGAUGUGAUAUGUAAAGCUACUUUACACCAUUUCCUUAAUUAAGAUAUUAAAAAAUAAAUAAAAA
Microplitis demolitor is the source of this 1634-nucleotide messenger RNA. It is a transcript of the gene shf, whose product is annotated as protein shifted. Gene Ontology annotation, biological process: anatomical structure development. Gene Ontology annotation, molecular function: signaling receptor binding. The transcript has 6 exons. Gene Ontology annotation, cellular component: cell surface; extracellular region. The record is from RefSeq and is a predicted model, not a curated record. Lineage: Eukaryota; Metazoa; Arthropoda; Insecta; Hymenoptera; Braconidae. The coding region runs from base 238 to 1320 and encodes 360 amino acids.